Lactuca sativa (garden lettuce) is the source of this 549-nucleotide messenger RNA. NCBI's taxonomy places the organism in Eukaryota, Viridiplantae, Streptophyta, Magnoliopsida, Asterales, Asteraceae. The record is from RefSeq and is a predicted model, not a curated record.
AUGGCGAAAAGUGAGGUGUUUGAAGGGGAUCAGAGCGUGGCGGUGGCGAAGGUUACGACGGAGUUGAAGAAGGAAUUGAAUAGACUUGUGAAAGCGAUUAUUGAAGAUUCAUCAUCGGAGGAUGAAAAUGGAUUUGGAUGUUUCGAGAGAGCGAAUCAGACUUUGCAAGCUUUGAAAGAAUCGAAAGAGGGAGGAGGGAAACAACGAUCGUCUUCGAUUAAACGACUCAAUGAUAAUAAUCGUAAUAACAAUGAAAGUUCGACGUCGGUUUGGGCUUCUUGUUAUCCUCUAUACUUACAUACGAUAGGCCCUUUAUCAACUCUCGACUCCAAUAAGUCGUUAAUUGGACAAAAAGGUGCUUUGAAACCACUUAUUGAUCUUUUGGAAGAAGGGCAUCCAUUAGCAAUGAAAGAUGUUGCGUCUGCUAUCUUUAAUUCAAGUAUCACCCAUGAAAAUAAAGCCAUUCUUGCGAUGCUUUCAAGCAACCAAAAAGCUGUUGAAGAAAUGGGGGAUCUUGGAGCUGUUUCUUGUUUGCUUUCUUUUCUUUAA